UUAAGGAUCGAGAGAACCACCUUCUAUCAGAUGGGCAAAAAGUUGACUAAAUUUACCUUCCUGCAAAACAUUAAGUUCAUGUUGUUCUGCCAGAAAGUAGAGAUUAAGAAAGGGGAUGUCCUCUGGCUGCCCACAUGUGGUUUCCAUCGUGAUCCUAAGUACUUUGAGAACCCCAAGAAGUUUCAUUCGAUACAAUACGACGAUACGAUUCAACCAAACACAUACUUUCCCUUCGGUUUGGGUCCACGAAACUGCAUUGCUUCCCGUUGCGCUCUUUUUGAAGCUAAGGCCGUCAUCUAUUACCUUCUGAAGGAAUUCCGUUUGGCCCCAGCCAAGAAAUCCUGCAUUCCAAUGAAGCUGGACAGUUCAGGGUUUCAGUUGUCGCCCAAAAAUGGAUUUUGGAUCGAACUGAUUCAGAGAAACUAAUCUUCAAUAUAUUUACAAAGUAAAUAAUCAAUUUUGGUAAUUGUUGUGUAUUAAAGAAAUUGACAUUAAUAUUUAAGUUUAUAUUACAUUUAUGAUUUCCAUGAACUAAGAAACUCUUGAGCGAAAUAUCAAGUAUAAUUGUUAAAUUUGACAUUUGCCUUGAUUUAGUUUUUGUAUAAAUUGAAGCUUUCAAGUUUCAUACAGAAAAUAGUAGCUUUAUUCUCUUUUUUUAACAAUUAAAUAAA
Drosophila subpulchrella is the source of this 671-nucleotide messenger RNA. Its product is annotated as probable cytochrome P450 9f2. Gene Ontology annotation, molecular function: heme binding; iron ion binding; monooxygenase activity. The record is from RefSeq and is a predicted model, not a curated record. The transcript has 2 exons. Lineage: Eukaryota; Metazoa; Arthropoda; Insecta; Diptera; Drosophilidae. The coding region runs from base 31 to 426 and encodes 131 amino acids.